AUAAUCGUUUGUGGCAGCACUACAGCUCAGUGAGGAAAAUGAAGACGUAUGGAUCUAUUUGGAUGCAUCGGAAUGGAGCGGAGCAGAGAGAUUUGGCCCGUCGAUUGUAGCACCCACAGUACGUCACAGCUACGAGGUUUUUCCAACUGCUUUGUUCCAUUUUCUCCUCAUUUGAAUAAAGAGAUACUCAGAAAAGCAAUUUUGAGCUUAUUUUUCUUCAUAUCACAAAAAUCCCACAAGAAGAUGUUAAAACACCAAAAAACAGAUUCAACUCCAACAAAAAUCACACAUUGUAGCCUUCUGAUCACACGUCAGCGCCUGACGAUUGGAAGAAUGGUGGAAGAUUCCAUAAACCGUGGAUGUAAAUCCAUCCAUCCAUCCAUCCAUCUGGGAUCACUGGGUCACCAUUCUGUUGCACACUUAAGAGAUAAUCUGGAGACCUUAUUUAUGGGGCAAAUCAGCAAUAAAGGCCACAUGAAACAACUGAAAAGUUUACAACAACCCUGAAGAAUUCAUUUAAGGUCUUCUUUAAUUUAUUGUAUGCUUUGUGAAUCAGCUAAUUGGACCAAACUAUAGGAUCACAUCCCUCUCCCCUCAACAGAGGAUUUGUUGUAUUGUGUGUUAAGCUACAACUUCAGGGAUUAAAUGGAAGCACAUGAUGGUUCGCCCCCGUGACUUGUCAGGGAGCCUGCUCAUGGGCUCAUUUCCUCUCCUCUCUUUUCUUUUCUUUUCUGCUCUCUCCUCCUGACGCACGCGGCGCGCCGCGCCAUGGCCUCCCCGCGCCUGGAGACGUUCUGCUGCCCGAACCGAGACGCCGCCACGGGGUUCGUGGUGGUCUUCCAGCCGGUGCUGUUCGGGGCUCUGAGUCUGGGGAGCGCCGCUCUGAGCCUCAUCUUCGCCGUCGUGCAAGUUCUGCCGAAACGGAAAGGGUACCGGAGGCUCGGGCAGUAUCCUCUGCCGCGGCCCGCCUCCUCCUCGCGGAUCCUGUUCAUCAUCAGCGUCUGCGACAUUCUGGGAUGCGCAGGCAUCAUCAUCAGAUCAGCUGUGUGGCUGGGUCUUCCCAACUUUAUCGACAGCAUCUCUGUGGCCAACAACACGGAUGUGCUGCCUGAAGUCUUCUGUGUCGGCAGUGCGAUGUGGAUCCAGCUGUUCUUCAGCGCCUCGUUCUGGUGGACGUUCUGCUACGCCGUGGAUGUCUUCCUGGUGGUGAAAACGUCCGCAGGGAUCAGCACCAUUGUCCUGUACCACAUGAUCACGUGGGGCCUGGCUGUGCUGCUGUGUGUGGAAGGUGUGGCCAUGCUCUACUACCCAUCCAUUUCAGAUUGCGAACAAGGCCUCCAGCACGCCAUUCCUCACUACGUCACCACGUACGCGCCGAUGCUGCUCGUCCUCACGGCUAACCCCGUCUUCUUCAGCAGGACCGUCUCUGUGGUGACGUCUUUACUGAAGGGUCGGCAAGGAAUCUACACGGAAAAUGAGAGGCGGCUGGCCAACGAGAUAAAGAUACGCUUCUUUAAAAUCAUGCUGGUCUUCUUUGUUUGCUGGGCACCAAACAUCAUCAAUGAGAGCCUCCUCUUCUACCUGGAGAUGCAGCUGGACAUCAACGACAGCAGCUUGAGGGACAUCAGGAAUGCGGCCCUCACCACCUGGUUCAUCAUGGGAAUCCUCAACCCCAUGCAGGCGUUCCUCAACACGCUGGCCUUUCACGGCUGGACCGGCCUGGACGUGGACCUGAGCCUGCAGCAGAGCAGGGAGCUGGCCUGGGACUCCGGCUCCACCUCGGUGCCGAACGCGGCCAGCCAGAACCCCACGGUGGGAACCACUCUGCUCUACCAGAGCCACGUCCAGGAAGCCCAGAAAGGCAUGAUGGGAAACGGACAGCAGCACUCUGACGCCAUCAGCGUGCUCUCAGAAGGUUCAGACUCUAGUACAGUUGAAAUCCACAUUUCCAGCGAGCUGCGAGACAAUGGGGAUGUAGACGCAGACGGAGAGUCCUUGGGAAACUCUGUAAGGCGCUAGCUGGGCUCGACGACAAGCCGCCGUCCUCCACCGCAGCCUCACAGCCCUUAAUAAGAGCCACUUUCCUCGGACUCCUGAGCCGCAUUCGCAGUAUGGAGCCCCCACAGUUCCACCACAGAGCUUUAGGAAACAAAAACAUUUAUAUGUAUUUUAGAUUAGAGAUAAAUAACUGGUGCAAAUCAUUGACUGUAUACAGAGAGCUGGACCCCUCAUGUUCCAAACAGGAAGUUCCUGCUGGUUCCAAAAUCCCAGUGACUUCUAUUGAGACAUAACCAGCUACUCAGUCCCU
This is a messenger RNA of Oryzias melastigma (Indian medaka), 2308 nucleotides long. It is a transcript of the gene gpr143, whose product is annotated as G protein-coupled receptor 143. The record is from RefSeq and is a predicted model, not a curated record. Gene Ontology annotation, cellular component: plasma membrane; melanosome membrane. Gene Ontology annotation, molecular function: L-tyrosine binding; L-DOPA binding; dopamine binding. NCBI's taxonomy places the organism in Eukaryota, Metazoa, Chordata, Actinopteri, Beloniformes, Adrianichthyidae. Gene Ontology annotation, biological process: melanosome organization; regulation of calcium-mediated signaling; G protein-coupled receptor signaling pathway. The coding region runs from base 769 to 2019 and encodes 416 amino acids. The transcript has 9 exons.